AUGGAAGAAGAGCAAGACGGGCAUUUGGACAACAAUAUCCACGCAGCGAAGGAUUCAGACAGACAGCAGCGGCUCAGGCUUUGCGUCCUGAACGAAACGCUAAACACCGAGAGGGAUUACGUCCGCACUUUGCUUUUCCUCCAGUCGGCCUUUUUAGAAAGAAUCAGACAGACCCCGGAUGAUCAGCAGUGUCUGGCGCCAGAACAUGUCAAGAUUCUGUUUUCCAAUAUUGAGGACAUCCUGGAGUUGCACAAAGAAGUUUUAUCAGCAGUAGAAGCUAGUCUGCAGCCGGAACCCCAGCCGUAUCAAGCUCUGGGACAUGUCUUUCUCCAAUUUAGAGAGAGCUUCUCCGUGUAUGGGGAGUACUGCAGUAACCAUGAGAAAGCACUGCGGCUGCUUAUGGAGCUCAACAAAGUUCCUCACAUCAGAACUUUUCUGCUGCAUUGCAUGCUACUGGGCGGGAAGAAGAGCACAGAUAUCCCACUGGAGGGCUACCUCCUCACCCCCAUUCAGAGAAUCUGCAAAUACCCACUUCUCCUGAAGGAGCUUUUGAAGAGAACCCCUAAAAAACAUGCAGACUAUCCUGCAGUGGAGGAGGCUCUGCAGGCCAUGAAGGCUGUCUGUUCCAACAUCAACGAGACCAAGAGGCAAAUGGAGAAACUGGAAGCUCUGGAACAGCUGCAGUCCCACAUAGAGGGCUGGGAGGGAACUAACUUGACGGAUAUCUGCACAGAGCUCCUGCUUCACGGAAACCUUCUGAAAAUCUCUGCUGGAAACAUUCAGGAACGCGUUUUCUUCUUAUUUGACAACCUUUUAGUUUACUGCAAGAGGAAAUCCAGGGUCUCUGGAAAGAAGUCCACCAAAAGGACCAAAUCUAUCAACGGGCCCCUCUAUGUGUUCAGGGGCAGGAUCAACACAGAGGUGAUGGAGGUGGAAAAUGUGGAGGAUGGCACAGCGGAUUACCAUAGCAACAACUACACAGUGACAAAUGGAUGGAAGAUCCACAACACGGCGAAAAACAAGUGGUUCGUGUGCAUGGCCAAACAUGCAGAAGACAAGCAGAAGUGGUUAGACGCCAUCUUGAGAGAGCGGGAGCAGAGAGAAAGCUUGAAGCUGGGAAUGGAGAGAGACGCCUACGUAAUGAUCGCUGAAAAAGGAGAAAAACUCUACCACAUGAUGAUGACCAAGAGCCGGCACCUGAUAAAAGAUCGACGGCGUAAACUAAGCAUUGUGCCCAAGUGCUUUAUGGGAAAUGAGUUUGUUUCCUGGCUGAUCGAAAGUGGAGAGAUCAGUAAAGCCGAAGAAGGGGUGAAUCUGGGACAGGCCUUACUCGAAAAUGGCAUCAUCCACCACGUGUCAGACAAACAUCAAUUUAAGAACGAGCAGGUCCUGUACCGGUUCCGUUAUGACGACGGCACUUACAAAGCUCGCAGCGAGAUGGAGGACAUCAUGUCGAAGGGCGUCAGACUGUACUGCCGCCUGCACAGCCUCCACACGCCAGUCAUCAAGGACAGAGACCACCAUUUGAAAACGUUCAAGUCUGUUAUGCCUGCAAGCAAAUUUGUGGACUGGUUGCUCUCACAGGGAGACUGCUCGACCCGAGAGGAUGCUGUGACGCUUGGAGUGGGCCUCUGCAACAGCGGCUUCAUGCACCAUGUGUUGGAGAAGAGUGAGUUCAAAGAUGACUCCCAGUUUUUCCGCUUCUACGCUGAUGAAGAGACUGAGGGAACCGGCGUCAAGAGCAAACAGCUGCAGCGCAAUGACUUCAAACUCAUGGAGAACAUCCUGGUCAAGUCUCUGGUGAUUCACCCCGAGGAGGAGGACUACGGCUUUGAGAUAGAGGAGAAAAACAAGGCCAUUGUGGUGAAGUCUGUCACAAGAGGCUCCCACGCUGAGAUGGCCGGUCUACAGGUGGGCCGCAAGAUCUACACCAUCAACGAGGACCUGCUGUUUCUCAGGCCAUUCUCUGAGGUGGAAACGAUGAUCAGCCAGUCCUUCUGCAUACGGAGGUCUCUGCGGCUGCUGGUCGCCACCAAAGCCAAGGAGAUUGUGAAGAUUCCUGAUAAUCCGGACAGUCUUUCAUUCAGGCUGUCGGGCUCUGCUCCUCCUCAUGUGCAUGCGAUCAGAAAAGGCCUGGAGGCAGCGGGGGCGGGGCUUCAGCCUGGACAGGUCAUCCUCAAGGUCAACGGUAACAACGUGAACCUCAGCGACUUCCAGGAAGUUCUGGAGCACUUCAGCGGCCAGCACACGCACCAGGAGCCUCUGCACGCGGGUCAGUGGGUAUACAGAGCGUUCGCAGAUGCAGAGGCUCAAGACUCACAGCAAAAGGAGGACGUAUUGCGGCCAUAUUCGGUAGAAAAUGGAUCAGACCACGAUGAAGAGAAUGGCACUAAUGGAACAGACUACCAACUCAACAGACUUUCCCUGUCUGAAGACCUCCCAUCAGUCAGCCUCACAGUUGACAACGUUCAUUUAGAGCAUGGCGUGGUGUACGAGUACGUCAGCACAGCCGGUAUUAAGUGCAAUGUCCUGGAGAAGAUUGUGGCGCCUAAAGGUUGCUUUAGCCUCACUGCAAAGAUCCUCGAGGCGUUUUGUAAUGACGACAGCCUCUUUGUGCACAACUGCAGUCAGCUCAUCUCCCAGAGCGACCGAGUGGUUACGAUGCCUCAGUUCGAGUUCAGACAGAUUUGUGACACCAAGCUGGAAAGUAUCCGGCGGCGAAUCAGAAAUUACCAGCAGUUUGCUUUGGAGCUCGGUAACAAGGUGUGGCCCCCCUUCAGACAGGCUGGAAUACGUCCACACAGUCUGGGCUGCAUGGACUUUGUACCCACCAACUGUCAUGUAAACCUAAUGCAGGUGUCGUACCCAAAGAGCACCACAUCUGCAGGCAGAACGUUCAGCAUCCGAUUCGGCCGCAAGAACUCUAUUUUUGGCCUGGACCCCGAUCAAGCCCAACUGAACCCCAUGUCCCACACGCAGCACUGUGUGACCAGUAUGGGAGCUCCAUCGUGGACCUGCAGUGGUCUGGAGGGGGACAAGGGAGAGGAUAGUGGGGAGGUGCUGCUGGAGGACGGCUGUGUGAACGGCAGAAGGAGCCAAGGAGAAGGCGGCCUGAGUAACCUCCUCAAACAGGAAGACACCGAGAGCCAGGACAACUACAUUCAGCUGUACAGUCGACUCGACGUGGCCGUGAGGGAGAUGCGGCUUUACGUGGCUCAAAUAGACGUCCUGUUGUCCUCGAUCACAGAACCAACACAGCUGCAGGGGGACAGUGGGGACCCUCCGGUGUACGAGCCCAGCCAGCCUCCCACUAUAGCUCCAUGUGAGGACGGCUGUGACCAGGACAAGGUGGAACAUGGGGGCAUAAAGAGGGUCUGUUUUAAAGUGAACGAAGAAGACCAGGAGGACUCGGGCCACGACACGAUGAGCUACAGAGACUCGUACAGUGAGUGCAACAGUAACAGAGACUCGGUGCUGUCCUACACCAGUGUGAGGAGCAACAGCUCAUACCUCGGGAGCGAUGAGAUGGGAUCAGGCGAUGAGUUGCCUUGUGACAUGAGGAUUCCCUCUGACAAGCAGGACAAACUGCACGGCUGCCUCGAGCACCUCUUCAACCAGGUUGACUCCAUUAACAACUUGCUGAAGGGACCAGUCAUGACUAAGGCCUGUGAAGAGACAAAGCACUUUUACUCUGACCACAGCCAGCCAGGUAUGCGAGCCUCAGAAAGCAGGUUUCAGCUGAGAAGGCUAACCCCCAAAUUACACCAAAGCAUCUACGAGUUUCGUCACACUGAAGACUGGACGGUUCGCUGUCGAUACAUUAUCCAUAAAAACAUCCAAGAGGACCCCUGGAAUCUGCCCACCUCCAUCAAGACGCUGGUGGAGAGUCUGCAGAGAUUUGUGGAUGAUGGAAAGAACCAGCUUCUCCUGGCCUUGCUCAAAUGCACAGACACGUCUCUGCAGCUGCGACGGGAUGUGAUCUUCUGUCAGGCUGUGACCGGAGCCCUGUGCACGUUAGCGGAGCAGCUGUUGGCCGCUCUGAGAUGCAGGUUCAACAACGCGGGAGAAUAUCAGGAGGACUGCAAAGAGACCAGUCGCAAGUGGCUGGAGCAGAUCUCCGUCAUCGGGGUCCUGCUGCACUUCCAGUCCACUCUGGCGCCCCAUGUGAAAGAGGAGCGGACCAUGCUGGAGGACACCAAGGCCGCCCUGUUGGACUUGGACAAAGUGACUGUGUUCUUCAGGCAGAUGGAGGACGAGUGUCUUGUUGCAAAUACACCAGUGUGCUACCAGGUGGAAGGCAGUCGACAGGCCCUGAGGGUCACCCUGUAUCUCGACAGCUGUCACUUCAAUGAGCUGCCGAGCCGACUGCAGAACGGAGGCAGCCUUAAGCUGCACACUGUGCUUUUUACCAGAGCUCUGGAACGUCCAGAGGGAGUGUCCCAGGCCGAGUAUGUGACGAUGGAGGAGUUCCAACAGCGCACUAACGCUGUUUCUUUGGAGAAAGUCAAAGCCUACUACCGCAAACUCAGGGCCUUUUAUUUGGAGAAGUCCAACCUGCCCACAGACUCCAACAGCACAGCAAUGAAGAUUGACCAGCUGCUUCGUCCUCUGAACACCCUGGACGACCUGUGCCGUCUGAUGCAGUCCUAUGUGAAUGUGCGCCCCAAUGCCCAGGGUCACCCAUCGGGGGUCAGUGUUCUGUGUGUUUCCUCAGAACUGUGCAACCGACUGGGAGCCUGUCACAUCAGCAUGUGUGGCACCGGCAUGCAGAGAUGUACUCUGAGCGUGACCCUGGAGCAGGCUAUGAUCUUAUCCAGAAACCACGGCCUAAUGCCUCGCUGCAUCAUGCAGACCAUGGACAUCAUGCGUAAACAGGGAGCCAGAGUGGAGCUCUCUGCAAAGAACCUCAAGGUAAUGGACCAGAUGCCUCCCUCUGCUCCUAGGCUUUUCAAGCUGUGUUUACCACCGUCAGAUGGAGAACUCUAA
Molecule: messenger RNA, 4986 nt
Organism: Knipowitschia caucasica
Lineage: Eukaryota; Metazoa; Chordata; Actinopteri; Gobiiformes; Gobiidae
Source: the annotation of a GenBank genome assembly